AUGGCGACACCUUCACCACAGACAUGGACGCUUCGCCUCAAGUCUUACAAAACCACCGUCAUCCUCCAUGUCGACCCAUUACAUACCUUCGACACGAUCAAAACCUACCUAUACGACGCUCUUCAAGAAACGGGUUUCAAGAACUCCGCCGGCGAAUCGAUACCACUACCUUCGUCUGCGGCGGAGAUCCAGCUCGGUCGCCCGGCAAAUAUCAACGACGCAUCCGAGGGCUUCAGACUAGGCGAGUGGGAGGGGGCAUACAUAGUUAGCGACGAGGAACAGGUGGAGGGCAAGGGCAAGGGCAAAGCUACCAAAGCAAACGCAGGUGGUAGUUCAAGUGCUGGAGCAAAGGCUGACACAGAAAAGAUCAAGCAAUGUCCCAAGGGCGCGGGUCUGAAAGAUGGCGCUGUGCUGGCUUUCCGGUGGGCUGGCGAUGGCAGCUGGGACGGUGAAGAUGAGUUCGAUCUCAGCAAGGACAGUCGAAAAGAGGACAACAUGUGGGGUGUUACCCUGGCGAGCUUUGAAGACGCGUAUGGUGUUGAGAAUGAGACGGAUGUUGGUGGCAGACCGGAGUUCGAGGGCUGA
Molecule: messenger RNA, 585 nt
Organism: Alternaria burnsii
Lineage: Eukaryota; Fungi; Ascomycota; Dothideomycetes; Pleosporales; Pleosporaceae
Exons: 1
Coding region: 1-585 (194 amino acids)
Source: RefSeq, a predicted model, not a curated record